CAGCAAAUAAACGUAAACAGAAACUCGCUCGAAACACGAGGACGGGAAAAGUUUGCACCAGCUGAACGGAACCGCAUGAAGAAAGUGGAAAAAUCAUGGGAAAACUAAAUGUAUCAAUACUUCGCUACCUCACGAAGGAAGAUUUUCGCAUCUUGACUGCGAUCGAGAUGGGCAUGAAGAACCACGAACUUGUGCCGGGCGUUUUGGUGGCCUCCAUUGCAAGCCUGAAAACUGGUGGACUUCAUAAACUGUUGCGCGAACUGUGCAAACACAAGCUGCUAACGUACGAACGGGGCAAAAGAUACGAUGGAUACCGCUUGACGAACGCAGGGUACGACUAUUUGGCGCUGAAAUCGCUUACACUGCGCGGAGCCAUUUCUGGCUUCGGUAAUCAGAUUGGAGUGGGUAAGGAAUCCAACAUCUACACCGUUGUGGACGAGGAAGGAAAGUCGUUGUGCCUGAAGCUGCAUCGGCUCGGUCGUAUCUGUUUCCGCAAUGUGCGCGAAAAGCGUGACUAUCACGGUAAGCGGCACCGAAUGAGCUGGCUUUAUCUGUCGCGCAUUUCAGCGACGCGCGAGUUUGCUUACAUGAAGGCUUUGUACGAUCGAGGCUUUCCCGUGCCGAAACCGAUCGAUUUCAACCGGCACUGCGUUAUAAUGGAACUCGUAAACGGCUACCCGCUCACGAACGUGACCGAGGUGGGCAAUGUGGAAGCACUGUACGACGAUUUAAUGAAUCUGAUCGUGCGGUUUGGAAACUGUGGCGUAAUUCACAGCGAUUUCAACGAGUUCAACAUAAUGAUUUCAGACGACCAGAAACCGAUCAUAAUCGAUUUCCCACAGAUGGUGUCGACCUCACACGAGAACGCCGAAAUGUACUUCGAUCGAGACGUGCAAGGUGUGCGGGAACUGUUCCGAAAGAAGUUUGGCUACGAGAGCGAAGAUUACCCACGGUUCAGCGACCUGGAGCGUGAAGAUGAGCUCGAUCGGGAAGUUCUCUGUUCCGGGUACGGUUUUACGCAGGAGAUGGAAGAUGAUUUGUUGAAGGAGUACCACGAAGAAAACCGGUCGCAAUGUUCGGAUCACGACCAAUCCGAUGAGGAAUACGAAGAUACAGAAAAUGGAUCGAUCGUACCGGAUAGUACACAAGUCAACGAACAACCACUUGUCGAUGAAAAGGAGCUAGAGGAAUGUCGUCGAAAGCUGGAAGAAGAAAUGAAACUGUCCGAGGGAAAACAGCCACAAAAGGAUUCCAAAAAGAAAGAACCGAAUGCAGCCAUUUUCAGCUACCUAGAAUCAUUGUCCAGCCAGACCGAACUUGAGCUGCCGGAGCGCAACGAAGAGGAAGAAAUUGAGCCGGAAAAUCUUUCGAUCCUACAGCAGCGACAAACAGAGAAAGAGGAUUUUGUCUCCACAGAGCAGACUGUGCACGGAGCGGACGACACACGUGUUGCUGUAGAAUCGGACGACCCAGAAAGCGAGCCGGAAGAUGCAGCUGCACCGGUUGAUACCACCUCGCGACAGUAUCGAAUGGCGAUGGUUAGAAAACUGCUCGACGAUGCACGCAGCGUACGAUCAUAUUCCACCACGGCCAGCACGAUUGCACCGUCGAUAGUCAGCAAUCGGAUAAAGGGCGAUAUGGAGCAGCGCGAAAGGAAGGAAAUGAAGAAACGGCUCGUGCCGAAGGGUGAAGCGAGUGCAGUCCGACGUAUGCGUAAGGAUAAUAAUGCGACACUGAAAGAGUAUCGCGGUUGGGAGUUUUGAGUCGAUCGUCGUGGUGGUGCUGAAAGCUUAUAUGUCCGUUAAAUAUGAUUAGUUAAGAAGGUGGGAUAAUUUCUCUACCACUAAGAAAGGUAAUAAUUUACGCCAGAAUAAAUCGCACUUUUCUCUCAAA
Molecule: messenger RNA, 1893 nt
Organism: Anopheles stephensi (Asian malaria mosquito)
Lineage: Eukaryota; Metazoa; Arthropoda; Insecta; Diptera; Culicidae
Gene: RIOK2
Product: serine/threonine-protein kinase rio2
Exons: 3
Coding region: 96-1763 (555 amino acids)
Biological process (GO): protein phosphorylation; maturation of SSU-rRNA
Cellular component (GO): nucleus; cytosol; preribosome, small subunit precursor
Molecular function (GO): ATP binding; protein serine/threonine kinase activity
Source: RefSeq, a predicted model, not a curated record